Molecule: messenger RNA, 7986 nt
Organism: Cucurbita pepo subsp. pepo (vegetable marrow)
Lineage: Eukaryota; Viridiplantae; Streptophyta; Magnoliopsida; Cucurbitales; Cucurbitaceae
Source: RefSeq, a predicted model, not a curated record
AGGGGAUCGGUUCGUUUUGUGAGACGUUGUUGGAUUUCAAAUCUCCGUUUCGCCCGGACAUUCGGAAUUCUGUUCACGUCCGGCCUUUGGCGCUCAUAAUAGAACUGGAAUACACGAAUGGUUAGCGGUUUGAUUUUGGAAGUUCCUUCUGUUUUGUGUUCGCGACGGAAUUCCGGCGGCUUCGACUGGGUCGGGUGAGGGCUGACUGAAUAUUCGUUGCUUAAUUUGUUUAAAUCCCCGUGUGUGUUUCAUUGUUUUGGUUAAGGAUUUAGUAUUCUUUGUAGUUCGAGUCUUGGAAGCUGUGUGGGUUUUUGUGUUCACCCACCGAAAUUUGGGUUUCGCAUGCUUAUGAAGUUGAACUCACGAUCCGUGGAAUUGUUGAGAGUUUCGUGAUGUUUACGCCGCAGAAGGCUUGGUCUGGAGUCGAUUCUGCCUCGAAUCCCAACUCUGUUACUCCUAAUUUGAGCCGCAGGGGUGAUGGGAUCAAGGGAUCGGCUGAGGCGGCCGCCUUGGAUCAAGAAGGGUUGGCUGAGAAGAUCUACAGACUUGAAAACGAGCUUUUUGAGUACCAAUACAACAUGGGGCUUCUCUUGAUUGAGAAAAGGGAUUGGACUUACAAAUAUGAUGAGCUUAAACAAGCGUUGGCUGAAGCAAAUGACACUCUUAAAAGAGAACAAAUGGCCCAUGUGAUUGCAAUAUCUGAUGCUGAGAAGCAAGAGGAAAAUUUAAAGAUCGCAAUGGGCGUUGAGAAGGAGUGCGUUCUUGACCUGGAGAAGGCUUUACAUGAGAUGCGUGCAGAAAACGCUGAACUUAAGUUUACAGGUGACUCAAAGCUAGCUGAAGCUAAUGCUUUAGUAACUAGCAUUGAAGAAAAAUCUUUGGAAGUGGUGGCGAAACUGCGUGCUGCAGAUGCAAAACUUGCUGAGGUGAGCGGGAAGAAUUCAGAGGUGGAAAGGAAGCUGCAAGAUCUGGAGGCUCGGGAAGGUGCACUUAGAAGGGAUCGUCUAUCCUUCAAUGCAGAACAGGAAGCUCAUGAGGCUACGUUGUCUAAACAACGCGAUGAUUUGCGGGAAUGGGAAAGAAAGCAGCAAGAUGCAGAAGAGAGGCUUGCCAAGGGUCAAACAAUUCUUAAUCAGCGAGAGGAGAGGGCAAAUGGGAACGACGGGAUGGUGAAGCAGAAAGAGAGAGAUCUUGAAGAGGCUCGGAAGAAAAUCGAGUCUGCUAAUUUAGCUCUGAAAAGGAAGGAAGAAGAUAUAAGUAGUAGACUAGCAAACAUAGCUUUGAAAGAGCAGGAAUCCGAUGCAUUGAAAGUUACUUUGGAGAUUAAAGAGAAGGAGUUACUCGUGUUAGAAGAAAAGAUUAGUGCUCGUGAAAAGGUUGAGAUUCAAAAACUUCUUGAUGAACACAAUGUCAUUUUAGAUGCAAAGAAAGUCGAGUUUGAGCUUGAAAUUGAUCGAAAGAGAAAAUCAUUUGAUGAAGAAUUGAAAAACAAAGUGUCUGAAGUGGAGAAAAAGGAAGCUGAAAUCAAGCACAUGGAGGAAAAGGUUGGGAAACAAGAGCAGGCACUCGAAAAGAGAACGGAGAAGUUCAAGGAGAAAGAGGCAGACUAUGAUACAAAGCUCAAAGCUUUGAAAGAAAGGGUGAAGGCUACGAAAUCGGAGGCGGAGAAGCUUGAGGUGGAGAAGAAACAAUUGCUCACUGAUAAAGAGGAUCUGAUAAGUUUAAAGGCGGAAAUGGAGAAGAUUAGAUUCGAAAAUGAUGCACGACUGUCGAAAUUACAUGAAGAGAGGGAAAGUCUUAAAGUGAGCGAGACAGAAAGGUCUGAUUUUCUUGUUUUGCAGUCAGAAUUGAAACAAGAGGUUGAGAAGUAUAGGCAACAGAAAGAACUAUUGCUGAAGAAAGAAGAGGAUUUGAAGCAGCAGAAAGAAAAUUUUGAAAGAGAAUGGGAAGAGCUGGAUGAGAAAAGAGCUUUGGCUGAGCAAGAGAGGAAGACCCUUUUGCAGCAAAAGGAAGAAUUUGAAAAAAGGAUCUUCUCUGAGGAGGAAAGGUUGAAAAAUGAGCGAUCAGAAACGGAAGCUUAUAUCGAUAGAGAGCAGGAAGAUCUAAAGUUAGCCCGAGAGUCCUUUGUAGCUAGUAUGGAGCAUGAGAAAUCCGCUGUUGCUGAAAAAGCUCGAAGUGAGAAAAGUCGAAUGAUGCAUGAUUUUGAACUACGAAAAAGAGAACUCGAAUCUGCCAUGCAGAAUCGAGUGGAAGAAAUGGAAAGAGAAUUCCGUGAGAAAGAGAAGCGGUUUAUAGAAGAGAAGGAGAGAGAGUUGGAGAAUAUUAAGUUUUUAAGAGAUGUUGCGAGAAGAGGAAUGGACGAGCUGAAACUCGAGAGACUUAAAACUGAGAAAGAAAAGCAGGAAACUAUAGCUAAUAAAGAACAUUUGGGAAGGCAGAGAAUUGAAAUACGUAAGGACAUUGAAGAGCUUCUCGAACUUAGCAAUAAGUUGAAAGACCAGCGAGAACGACUUAUUGUGGAGCGAGAUCGUUUUUUGUCAUAUGUUGACAAACGCAAGACCUGCAAGAACUGUGGGGAAACAGCAUCUGCAUUUAUGCUUUCAGAUUUUCGAUAUUUGGAUAGUAUUGAAAAUGCUGAUGUUCUUAAUCUGCCUGGACUGCCUGGACUGCCUGAUAGAUACAUGGAAAUUCAAGGACUCCAGGCGUUUCCUGGUGGAGCUCUGGGUAUUUCUGAUGUGCGAAACGGGGAACUGACUCCGGGCGUAGCUGGUCCAAAAUCUCGUGUUUCUGGUGGAACCAUUUCUUGGCUUCGUAAGUGCACGUCUAAGAUUUUUAAGUUCUCUCCAGGUAAAAAGAUUGCAUCUCCAGCUGAGAAACAGGAUGAUGAGGCACCAAAGAAAGAUGAACAUGAUGAGGCAGAGUUAUCUAUUGCAAUUGCAAGUGAUUCCCUUGAUUACAAGAGAGUUCAGUCUGAUGUUAGUGGCAGGGAGGUUGAACCAAGCCGGAAUUCAACUGAUGAUCAAAGUAACAUUGUUACUAAGGCACCAGAAGUUGCAGUCGAUUCCCAACCUUCUGACGUAAGGGUAGCAAAUCAGCGAAAACUACGUCCCAGGAGAGAAAAGCCUAAAGUCGGUAGAACUCGGUCGGUUAAGGCAGUUGUUGAAGAUGCUAAGGCUAUAGUUGGGGGACGUCAGCAAAUUCAACAGGUUGAGUAUCCAAAUGGAUAUGCUGAGGAUUCUAGUCAGCUGAAUGAGAGUCGAGAUGAAUCUAGUCUUGCUAGCAAAGGCACGCAAGGGAAUUCGCGGAAGAGGACACGCGCUAAUUCAUCUCAAAUCAUGGAUGAGAAUGAUCAUGAUGACAGUGAGGUACGCUCUGGCAGUGUCGUGGAAGUUCAACCACGAAAAAGGCGACAGAAGGCUGCCCCAGCUGUGCGAGCUCCCGAAAAACGAUACAAUCUCCGGCGAACUAAAGCUGCUUCUAAGGACCCUUCUACCGUUAAUAAAGAAAAGGAAGAAGAUGCUCCUGUUAAUCGUACAGCGGAAGACGUUCACCAUUCAAAAGUUCGUCCUACACCAUCAAUGGGGGUCACUAGCAACAGUGCUGGAAGCACUCAUCUCGUAAGACAUGAGAGAGUUGGAGAUGGUCAAGACGAUGUUAUUGCUGGCACGUCCAAAAACUCAACUGAUAUGGUAUCUCUGAGUGAGGAAGUGAAAGCAGGCAAGGACGUGAACCCUGGCCAAUACAAAAGUGAAUCUUGUGAGGAAGUUGGAGAUGAAGAUGAAGAAGAGUCAAAUCAUCCAGGUGAAGUUUCAAUAGCAAAGAAGCUUUGGAUGUUCACCACAACAUGGUUUUUGUGCCCACCCUCCGUUGAAUUUUGGGUUUCGCACGCUUAUGAAGUUGAAUUCACGAUCCCUGGAAUUGGGUUUAGUUCCGAAGUUGGUGCUGUUGAGAGUUUCGUGAUGUUUACGCCGCAGAAGGCUUGGUCUGGUUGGCCCCUCACGCCCAAGACCGGGGCCCAGAAGGGUGGAGCCGGUUCUGCCUCGAAUCCUAACUCUGUUACUCCUAACUUGAGCCGCAGGGGUGAUGGGAUCAAGGGGAAGACCGUUGCUUUUGGUGAAACUGCGACGCCUCUUUCAGGUACUGUAGUUGAAAAUGGGAGAGACAUGUUUGUGGGGUCGGCUGAGGCGGCCGCCUUGGACCAAGAAGGGUUUGCUGAGAAGAUCUCGAGACUUGAAAACGAGCUUUUUGAGUACCAGUACAACAUGGGGCUUCUCUUGAUUGAGAAAAAGGAUUGGGCUUUAAAAUAUGAAGAGCUUAAACAAGCAUUGGCUGAAGCAAACGACACUAUCAAAAGAGAACAAAUGGCCCAUAUGAUUGCAAUAUCUGAUGCUGAAAAGCAAGAGGAAAGUUUAAAAAAGGCAUUGGGGGUUGAGAAGGAGUGCGUUCUUGAUCUGGAGAAGGCUUUACGUGAGAUGCGUGCAGAAAAUGCUGAAAUUAAGUUCAUAGGUGACUCAAAGCUAUCUGAAGCCAAUGCUUUAGUAACUAGCAUUGAAGAAAAAUCUUUGGAGGUGGAGGCAAAACUUCGUGCUGCUGAUGCAAAACUUGCUGAGGUGAGCCGGAAGAACUCAGAGGUGGAAAGGAAGCUGCAAGAUCUGGAGGCUCGGGAAGGUGCACUUAGGAGGGAUCGUCUAUCCUUCAAUGCAGAACGAGAAGCUCUCGAGGCUACAUUGUCUAAACAGCGCGAUGAUUUACGGGAAUGGGAAAGAAAGCAGCAAGAUGCAGAAGAGAGGCUUGCCAAGGGUCAAACAAUUCUUAAUCAGCGAGAGGAGAGGGCUAAUGAGAAUGAUAGGAUGGUGAAACAGAAAGAGAGAGAUCUUGAAGAGACUCAGAAGAAAAUUGAGUCUGCUAAUUUAGCUCUGAAAAGGAAAGAAGAAGAUAUAAGUAGUAGGCUAGCUAACAUAGCUUUGAAAGAGCAGGAAUCCGAUGCAUUGAAAGUUACUUUGGAGAUUAAAGAGAAGGAGUUACUUGUGUUAGAAGAAAAGCUUAGUGCUCGUGAAAAGGUUGAGAUUCAAAAACUUCUUGAUGAACACAAUGCCAUUUUAGAUGCAAAGAAAGUUGAGUUUGAGCUGGAAAUUGAUCAAAAGAGAAAAUCUUUAGAUGAAGAAUUGAAAAACAAAGUGUCUGAAGUGGAGAAAAAGGAAGCUGAAAUCAAGCACAUGGAGGAAAAGGUUGCUAAAAGAGAGCAGGCACUCGAAAAGAGAACAGAGAAGUUCAAGGAGAAAGAGGCAGACUAUGAUACAAAGCUCAAGGCUUUGAAAGAAAGAGAGAAGUCAAUGAAAACUGAGGAGAAGAAGCUUGAGGCAGAGAAGAAACAAUUGCUCACUGAUAAAGAGGAUCUGAUCAGUUUAAUGGCUGAAGUGGAGAAGAUUAGAGCGGAGAAUGAAGCACAACUGUUGAAAUUACAUGAAGAGAAGGAAAGUCUUAAAGUGAGUGAGACAGAGAAGUCUGAUUUCCUCCGUUUGCAGUCUGAAUUGAAACAAGAGAUAGAGAAGUACAGGGAACAGAAAGAACUACUGCUGAAGGAAGCAGAGGAUUUGAAGCAGCAGAAAGAAACUUUUGAGAGAGAAUGGGAAGAGCUGGAUGAGAAAAGAGCUCAGGUUGAGAAAGAGCAGAAGACUCUUUUGCAGCAAAAGGAAGAAUUUGAAAAAAGGAUCUUCUCUGAGGAGGAAAGGUUGAGAAAUGAGCGAGCAGAAACUGAAGCUUAUAUCCUUAGGGAGCAGGAAGAUCUAAAGUUAGCCCAAGAAUCCUUUGCAGCUAGUAUGGAGCAUGAGAAAUCCGCCAUUGCUGAAAAAGCUCAAAGUGAUAGAAGCCAAAUGUUGCAUGAUUUUGAACUACAAAAAAGAGAACUAGAAUCUUCCAUGCAGAAUCGGGUCGAAGAAAUGGAAAGAGAAUUCCGUGAGAAAGAGAAAUUGUUUAAGGAAGAGAAGGAGAGAGAGUUGGAGAAUAUUAAAUUUUUAAGAGAUGUAGCUAGAAGAGACAUGGAGGAACUGAAACUCGAGAGACUCAAAACUGAUAAAGAAAAACAGGAAGCUGAAGCUAAUAAAGAACAUUUGGAAAAGCAGAGAAUUGAGAUACGUAAGGACAUUGAAGAGCUUCUCGAACUUAGCAAUAAGUUGAAAAACCAGCGAGAACGGCUUGUGGAGGAGAGAGAUCGCUUUAUUUCAUAUGUUGACAAACUCAUGACCUGCAAGAACUGUGGGGAAACUGCAUCUGAGUUUGUGCUUUCAGAUUUACAAUCUUUGGGUGGUAUUGAAAAUGCUGAUGUUCUUAAUCUGCCCGGACUUCCUGAUAGAUAUAUGGAAAUUCAAGGACUGCAUGUGUCUCCAGGUGGAACUCUGGGUAUUUCUGAUGUGCGAAAUGGUGAACUGACUCCAGGCGCAGCUGGUCCAACACCUCAUACUUCUAGUGGAACCAUUUCUUGGCUUCGUAAGUGCACGUCUAAGAUUUUUAAGUUCUCUCCAAGUAAAAAGAUUGCAUCUCCAGCAUUUGAGAAACAGGAUGAUGACGAGGCACCAAUAUCAGACGAACAUGAUGUUCCGGCCGAACCUUCCAAGAGAGUAUCUGCAAGUGAAGAGGAGGCAGAGUUAUCUCUUGCAAUUGCAAGUGAUUCUCUUGACGACAAGAGAGUUCAGUCUGAUGUUAGUGGCAGGGAGGUUGAACCAAGCCUGAAUCUUUCAACUGAUGAUCAAAGUAACGUUAAUAGUAAGGCACCAGAAGUUGCAGUUGAUUCCCAACCUUCUGCCACAAGGGUAGUAAAUCAGCGAAAACUACGUCCCAGGAGAGAAAAGCCUAAAAUCAGUAGAACUCGCUCUGUUAAGGCGGUUGUUGAAGAAUCUAAGGCUAUAAUUGGGGAACUUCAGCAAACGGUUGAGUAUCCAAAUGGAAAUGCUGAGGAUUCUAGUCAGCUGAAUAAUGAGAGUCGGGAUGAAUCUAGUCUUGCUGGCAAAGGCACACGAAGGAAUUUGAGGAAGAGAACACACGCUAAUUCAUCUCAAAUCAUGGGUGAGAAUGAUAAUGAUGACAGUGAGGUACGCUCUGGCAGUGUUGUUGAAGGUCAACCACGGAAAAGGCGACAGAGGGCUGUCCCCGCUGUGCGAGCUCCCGAAAAACGAUACAAUCUCCGGCGAACUAAAGCUGUAGGUGCUUCUAAAGACCCAUCUAACAUUAGUAAAGGAAAUGAAGAAGAUGCUCCUGUUAAUCGUACAGAGGAAGACGUUCACUAUUCAAAAGCUCGUCCUACACCAUCAAUGGGGGUUGCCAGCGACAAUGCUGGAAGCACUUACCUUGUAAGGUGUGGUACUGUUGGAGAUAAUCAAGAUGUCACUAUUGCUGGUACGUCGAAAAAUUCAACUGAUAUGGUAUCUCUGAGUGAAGAAGUGAACGGGUCACCGGAAAUUGCAGGCAAGUACGGCGAUCGCGGGAAAUACAAAAGUGAAUCUUGUGAUGAAGAUGAUGAUGAUGAUGAAGAAGAGUCGGAACAUCCAGGUGAAGCUUCCAUAGGGAAGAAGCUGUGGACCUUUUUCACAACGUGACCAUUUGACCUGCCCUUCUUAUAAUAAUGUUGACUGUUGAAGAUGGGUAAGUGGGUCAACUUGUGUAGGAUUGAUUUGAUGAUGGUAGGGAGAGAAGGUUUAGGAUGUGUAACAAGAAUUCAAAUGUAGUUAGAACUACGAAUUUGUGAGGGCAGGGGGAUUUGCUUUCUACUUCCUUCCCCCUCUUUUUUUCUUCUUUUAGGAUUCAGGAUACUCCAGCCAUUUUAUAUAUUGACACUCUCUAUCCUUAGCGCUAGUUAUUUGACGUUACGGUAGCCGCUGACCCGUGGAUUCUCGGCUAUGCCCCCGAAAUUUGUUUGUAUCAAAAUGUUUGCCUCUAUGUUAGUUCUUGAAUGAUUUUGUUUUAACCUUAUUGAUUUGAUUCCCUUUCUCA